Messenger RNA from Penicillium cataractarum, 1047 nucleotides. RefSeq names its product isopenicillin N synthase family dioxygenase. Lineage: Eukaryota; Fungi; Ascomycota; Eurotiomycetes; Eurotiales; Aspergillaceae. The coding region runs from base 1 to 1047 and encodes 348 amino acids. Gene Ontology annotation, molecular function: dioxygenase activity. The record is from RefSeq and is a predicted model, not a curated record. The transcript has 6 exons.
AUGUCAGGGACAUUCUCAUCGGUUCCCCAAGUCGAUUACUCUCGUCUGAAAGACCCUUCUACAAGAGAUGACGAACUUACAAAGCUACGGGAGGCAAUCUUUGUGGUCGGCUUCUUGUACCUGACCAAUACUGGAUUGGAGGAUCUGAUACGCCGAACGCAUGAUGAUAUCCCGCGGCUGUUUGAAUUGCCUGACGACGUCAAGGAACAGUGCAAUAUGAUCCACUCUCCGUCUUUUCUGGGAUAUACCCGUCUUGGGGCUGAGACCACCGCAGCCAAGACUGAUAUUCGGGAACAAUAUGAUUUUGGAACCCCUGGUAUGAAGGAUUGGACGGAUCGGGAUCCAUUCUGGCAACGUCUUGAGGGCCCCAACCAGUAUCCAAAUUACCCUGGCGCGCAGGCGCUGGUCGAUGAGUACAUCGCCAAGAUUGAUGGGCUUGCCCAGGAUUUUGUCCAUCUCGUGGCAGAGAGUCUGGCCCUGCCUACCAACACUUUUGACGACUUUAAAGGCCAAAUGAGCCGAUUGAAGUUCGUCAAGUAUCCCCAGUCGGCACCGAACUCGCAAGGUGUGGGUCCUCACAAGGACUCGGCUGGUCUUUUUACCUUUCUUUCCCAGGACAACACCGGCGGACUGCAAGUUUUGAAUAAGAAUGGAGAAUGGAUCGAUGUUCCUCCCAUCGAGGGUAGCUUGGUGAUUAAUAUCCAGCAGGGAUUUGAGGCCAUUACCGGGGGAGUUUGUGCUGCCACCACCCAUCGUGUCAUUGCACCUACUUCUCGUACUCGAUACAGCAUCCCAUACUUCCUGGGAGUUCGCUUGGAUUUGACUCUGAAGGAGCUCAAGGAAUCCGCUGCUCACAUUGUGCAACGCAUUCCGGCAUCCGACGACCGGAAGAAGCGAGCAGUUGACGUUCCUAGCGAAUUCCUGUCUCCUCUCUACUCCUGCUUCGGCGAGGCGCACUUGCGAAAUCGCAUUCUCAGCCACCCAGACGUCGGUCGGCGUUGGUAUCCCGAGCUGCAUGCAAAGUAUUCUCAGCAGAUUUUGAAGUAA